This is a messenger RNA of Parnassius apollo (apollo), 1638 nucleotides long. Lineage: Eukaryota; Metazoa; Arthropoda; Insecta; Lepidoptera; Papilionidae. The record is from the annotation of a GenBank genome assembly.
AUGUCAAAUACGAUAAUAAUCCGGCUUAUUGUGACGAUAGCGACAGUGAGUUUAGUGCACGGUUUUGCAUUACCUUUCGAAGGAUUGUAUGAAUUGGAUAUAAUACAUUAUAAUGACUUUCACGCAAGGUUUGAAGAAACAUCAGUAGAGACACCGACGUGUCGCUUCAACAAUGGUUCCUGCUUGGGCGGGUUUCCGCGGCUUUACGGCGAGAUUAUGGAGUUGAGACGCCAGAAGCCGAAAUCAUUACUUCUUAAUGCUGGCGACAGUUUCCAAGGAACCUAUUGGUACACUCUGCUCAAAUGGAACAUCACGCAAGAGUUUAUGAAUUUGCUACCACAUGAUGCUCAUGCAGUUGGCAAUCACGAAUUUGACGACGGCCCUAAAGGACUGGCACAUUAUUUCGCGGCUCUCAAAGCACCAGUUGUAGCCGCUAACAUGGACGCCAGCAAGGAACCGUCACUACAGGGACUAUUUAAGCCCCAUGUUAUUGUGAAUUGUGACGGUAGAAAGAUCGGCAUCAUUGGAUUGAUCACUACGGAUACUAAAACAUUAUCGUCGCCAGGUAACGUCGUGUUCACCGAUCCAAUGGAGGCGACAGAACGCGAAGCUGAAGCUUUGACUGAAAAGGGAGUCGAUAUCAUAAUUGUUCUUUCACACUGUGGGCUUGAAAUUGACAAACAGAUAGCGCGAAAACACGGCAAGCACAUCGACAUCAUAGUUGGAGGUCACUCACAUUCUCUGUUAUGGAAUGGUGAUUCCCCUAGUGGGGAGGAAGUCGCCGGGCCGUACCCCGUUUUUAUUGAAACCAGCGACGAUAAGGAACACAAGGUGGUGAUAGUGCAAGCGUCAGCGUUCACGAAGUACAUGGGCAAUCUGACCGUGUACUUCGAUUACCUAGGUCGUUAUGUCAAAUGGGAGGGUGGACCAAUCUUCCUAAACCGGUCGAUUCCUGAAGAUCCUAAAAUUAAGCAAAAGCUAGCACCAUACGCAAAAAUUGUUCAUAAAGCUGAAAACGUACCAGUAGGACAGUCAGUUACAACACUACGGUUUGAAGAUUGCGUAUUCGGCGAAUGCGCACUCGGCGAUUUAUUAGUUGAUGUGUUUAAUGAUUAUGCAAAAGCAAAAGUGACAACAGAAAAUAGUCAUUUGGCAUUCAUACAACGCGGCAACAUAAAAUCAUCAAUACCCAGUGGACAAAUAACAAAAGGAACUAUUUUUGAAUUGCUUCCAUUUAACGACCGCAUAGAAACUUUCGAAUUACAAGGAAAGUACGUUCGUGAGGCUCUUGAGAGAAGCGUGAGUGAUGCUUGGGCAUAUUCACCAUUUAAAGGCCCUUGGGUUCUACAAGUUUCAGGUCUACAAGUGAAAUAUAAUAUUUCGCAACCCGAAGGGCAACGUGUUAUAGAAGUCAAUGUUGGUAGUUCGGAGUCCAACACAGCGUUAAAUGAUGAACAGUUUUACCAGGUCACUGCGCCGGGUUAUUUAGCUGAUGGAGGAGAUGGUUUCCAGAUGUUUAAAAACGGAAAAACCAAUGUCAAAAUCAUCGGUCGAGAUGAGCAAAUAUUAGAGUUGUACUUAAAGGAAAAUUCACCUAUAAAUGUCACCACUGACGGAAGAAUUGAGAUUAAACAGUGA